This is a messenger RNA of Effrenium voratum, 621 nucleotides long. NCBI's taxonomy places the organism in Eukaryota, Dinophyceae, Suessiales, Symbiodiniaceae. The record is from the annotation of a GenBank genome assembly.
AUGGCAAGCGCGCGCAGCCGGCAAGCAGAACAAGAUUGCUGGGACUACUGGCAGGAGACGCAGCCCCAGCAGCAGAGAGGAGAACUGGCCAAAGGAAGCAAGGAGAACAAGCCCGCAGGUGAGCCGGCUGUGGCGAAAGGCAUGCAGGAGAUGCCAAAGGCCGCGAGAGAACCUCGUUUGCUUUGCCCGCUGGAUGUGAAGCUCGCUUCAAAGAAGUUCUCUGCGGACUACGUGAGCGGGAGCCAGCCAGAUGGCCGCCAUCCGGGUACUUUGCUGGACUCGGCGGUGCGGCAGGUGAAGGCCAACGGCAGCUGGGAUAGCAUCUGGUACUUGGGCUACGAGGGCCCUUUGCGGGUGCAGAGAGUGAAUGGGAACAUCGUGGCCAUUGACAACUGGAAGCUCUACGUGCUUCAGCGAGCUGCCGCGAUCCGUUUGCCGGCACGGUCGCAGUGUCUGGCCUAUUUCAUGGACGAGGGGCCGAGUCCGCAGGAUUUGUUGAUGAACUGCACGGUAGCGGACACCAUCACCGUGGAUUCCCCCUCAGGUGUCACUGAGAACCAGCCGCGGCAGGACGUGUUCUGGAAUUGGCGCGCAGCAAGGCCCAUCGUGUGGAACCCGUGA